Metopolophium dirhodum (rose-grain aphid) is the source of this 912-nucleotide messenger RNA. RefSeq names its product putative nuclease HARBI1. The transcript is spliced from 4 exons. The record is from RefSeq and is a predicted model, not a curated record. NCBI's taxonomy places the organism in Eukaryota, Metazoa, Arthropoda, Insecta, Hemiptera, Aphididae. The coding region runs from base 250 to 912 and encodes 220 amino acids.
GCUCUGUAAAUAAAAGUGGGUGUUGCUUGAACGCCCGAUAGCGGUAACGGCUCUGUAAACUAUAGACUACUGGAUCUGUAAAAUACAGAUCGGAUUUUGGUUCUGUAACUUACAGAUCGAUUAAUUAUACGAAUGUUAUCAAUGUUAUUGGUGACAAUUUUGAUACUGAAUUGUUUAUUUAAUUAUUUGUUUUGACUCAAUAAUUAAAUAUUUUCAUUUUUCAUUGUUUCUUUUUAAAAUUAAUAAUCAAUGGAUUCGUCGGCUUCAUCUUCAUCUAGUGAUGAUGAAUUAUUUAUUAUUGAUGUUUUACAAUUGCUACCAAGACCACGAUUUUUUCGAGACAGGUCUAAUCCACUGGCAGAUUAUGAUGAUGUAAAUUUUAAACUAAGAUUCAGAUUGUCAAAACUUAUGUUCAUGGAUCUACUUGACAUGAUAAGCAACAAUAUAACUCAAAAUACACUACGAAAUGUGUCACUGUCACCAAUACUACAGCUUCUAAUAGCCCUGAGAUAUUAUGCUACAGGUGCUUUUCAGACAGUUUUAGGUGAUCAUAUACAUGUCCACAAAUCCACAGUUUGCCGUGUCAUUAAAAAAGUUUCUGAAGCUAUUGCACUUCUAAAACCUAAAUAUAUAAAAAUGCCAAGAUCACAAACUGAAAUCAACUUAGCACAAGAUGAUUUCUUGUUAGCACGUAAUUUUCCAAAAGUUAUUGGUGAAAUUGAUUGCACGCACAUAAAAAUUCAGUCACCCAAUAGUGACAUCGGAGAGAAAUUCCGAAAUAGAAAAGGAUUCUUUUCUAUUAAUGUACAGGCAGUGUGUAGUAGCCAUAUGCAAUUUAUAAAUAUUGUAGCUAGAUGGCCUGGUUCAGUUCACGACUCAACAAUUUUUGACAAUUCAUUAUUACGAGUUUGA